This is a messenger RNA of Rhipicephalus microplus (southern cattle tick), 1212 nucleotides long. RefSeq lists its product as uncharacterized. The record is from RefSeq and is a predicted model, not a curated record. Lineage: Eukaryota; Metazoa; Arthropoda; Arachnida; Ixodida; Ixodidae.
AUGAUGUCACCUAACGUACCCCUACUCGUGCAGGUUUCGACGGGAUGCCUUUUUUCGCCGACCGGCUCAUCGGCGUUUUGCACGGGCCAGCUUGAUCUGCGUCACACCUUUGAUGUACCGUUCAAGCUAGGCACUGGUAUCGUUGCUGGUGAUAUCCUUGAUACGCCAGUGGCGCCGCGCCUGCAGCCCGAGCAUCAUCUCUACUGCGCACACCUACGUGGCAUGAUGACGUCACCAGUUCAGCCCGCCAGCGCCACGCCAGCGGCUAUAAAAGGGACGCCAAUUGCUUCAAGCGGCAGUGGACACGGCAACCAAGCCGCGACGAUGUCACCUAACGUACCCCUACUCGUGCAGGUUGGUGACUGGAAAUAUGGUUUCUGUAGUGACGAUCCUUGCUUAAUAGUGUUGCCGUGUCCACACACCAUUCUAAACUGCAUAAGUGACUGUUUUGCGCUAGCGGGUCUGUUGCUUUCGCUGUCGGGAGAUGUCGAGCAAAACCCUGGACCUAUUACGGAUGCAAUGUUUAAGGAACUGCUAGAAACGCAAAAAACUAUCUUGUCUAAAAUUUCGCAAAUGCAAGAGCAACAGGCCUCAUCUGAGUCUGCUAUGAUUCAAGUUCAAAACAUAUCAUUAACAAUUGAGAAAAAAUUAGAGUGCAUAGAUAAAGUGGAUGGUAGACUGCUAAAGCUUGAGAACGCAGUCGAUAGGAGCCAUACAGAAUUGAGUGCUCUAUGCAGUAGGGUUGCCGACCUAGAAAACCACUCGAGACGAAACAACCUUAUUAUUAGAGGCGUAAAAGAAGAAGGCCCUGAGAAUGAUGGACUUACUAAAAAAAUAAAUGACGAUAUAUUUGGCUCUAUUCUCAACCAGAAACUGAAUUCUAUAGAAAGAAUACAUAGACUGGGAAAGAAAUUUCCUGGCAAAGACCGCCCUGUAAUCCUUAGAGUGGCAGACUACCGAGACAAAGUAAAGAUACUGAAAAAUUGUUUCAAGCUAAAAGGCACUCAUAUUAACAUUAGUGAGGACUACACAAAACGUGUAACUGAGAUACGGAGAAACUUGUGGGUCUCAAGUCUAGAAGAAAGAAAGAAAGGAGCGAAAGUUAGACUGGUUUAUGACAAAGUUCUCAUCAACAAUGUUUUGUACACCUGGAGUGAUGAUGCCAAGAAGAAGAUCAAGUGCAAAGCAUCUGCUAAACCCAACCACCGAUGA